GCCAUACUCUUUAUUACAGGGACUUCAUGGAGAACAAGAACGAGCGAUAGACCUCCAUCAGUGCAACCCUCAUCAAGCUGUUUACAGAUGAACACCUAGUGAAUUCAUCACUAAGAACAGUGGAUUUCACCAUGCAUAAUAGAGUGUGCGUGUGGAGUCUACGUGAGGUCUGGCCAAGAUGGAAGAAGAGAUGAGUGGAGUAACACCAGCACCUGAAGUUCCAGAGGCACCGCGACGACCCCGAGGCAGACCGCGCAAACCGCAACAGGAGCCUGUUAACCCUCCGGCUCCCAAAAGGCCAAGAGGAAGACCCAAAGGAAGUAAAAACAAGGCAAAUCCUAGUACACCAAAAGAGCCCCCAAAGGAAAAGAGACCCCGAGGUCGACCAAGAAAAUGGCCUCAAAAAAACACACAGCAACAAGAGCAAGAGUUCGAGGAAGAAGAGGACCAGCCACACCUGUCUUCAUCACACGAGUAGUGCGUCUAGGCUCUGAGCCGCCAGUGUGCACAAUAGGCUACAUUUGAACCGUUAUAUCCAUUGUGCUCUCUCUCAGGUGUGUUAUCAAUCGCUCCAAACAGAACAAACUGAACAUUCCACCUAAUAAUUAGAUGCUACUUAGUGAAAGAUGAAGCACUCUGAGAUCUUUACUGCUAGAUUUUGAUUGCAGAGUUUCUAAACUGCAUAAAGAAAUACCAGGCAUGGACUUAUUUAAACCAAAUCAGAUACAGCAACAGCCAAUUAGUGAUUUAGAUUUUAAACUGUCCAUCAAAAAAUGAAGCCAUCAACUGGCAUUUACAUCAGUUUUUUCCACACCUCAAACAUCUCACUCGUGCUUUCAGUAUGAAGUGCAAAACACUUUUACUUACCGACAUUGUAUUUUAUAUAUACACACACAAACACACACUCAUGCACACGCACAUGUUAUGGUACUGAAUGAGUCACUACUGUACGGUUACAUAUGUUUAUGUUUAUAAAGGUCUUGUUCGAGAAUCUAAAGACAGCUUGGCAGUGGCAUCAUUUUAUAAUCAGUAUAAUAAAUAUUAUUAUUAUUAUUAUUAUUAUUAUUAUUAUUGUUAGUUACUUUUGGCAUACUUCCAGUAUUCAUGGAAUCAUGGUAUAUUUCCCCUUGAUUUAGUCCCUGAUUGCCAUUUAUACAAUUAAAAUUUUUCAAACCUGCUGAAUUUCACUAUUUGGAAAAACUAUUCUUUUCUGUACAAUACCAAAAUAUACAGUAAACUAUUCAUGAAUUUUCUGCAGUUAUACAUGGACGCUAAAUGUGUCUGUCAAAAGGAGCAAUAAAACAUUUUAUUGGUGGGUUUUCCAUCCAAGUACUGUACCAACUUUGUGCUUUUUGGGUGUCAAGCUUUUUUUUUUUUUUUUUUAAUUGUUUGGGAAGUUGUUGUUUUUUUUUUGAUCUGUUGAUCUUAUUUCUGUUUAAUCGCACUUCGGUGCAUACUACCACCUGUGCCAACCUGCCUUUGAGUUAAUGUUUUUUUUUUACACUGAAUGAAAAUGAUGUCUUAAUAGGUAAUGCCACAUGUGCCAUCCAAACUGUGACUUACUUUUAUGUACCUCAAUGUUAAUCAUCUGAAUAAAGUGACUUAAGUAGCCAUAAAACAAGCGUAUACAUUAUAUUGUGUUGACCAUGUCGGUAUUCAAAAAAGUAAUAUCACAUGAAACCAUGCAGUUUGA
Messenger RNA from Silurus meridionalis, 1693 nucleotides. RefSeq names its product high mobility group AT-hook 2b. Lineage: Eukaryota; Metazoa; Chordata; Actinopteri; Siluriformes; Siluridae. Gene Ontology annotation, biological process: regulation of DNA-templated transcription. Gene Ontology annotation, cellular component: nucleus; chromatin. Gene Ontology annotation, molecular function: DNA binding; transcription coregulator activity. The record is from RefSeq and is a predicted model, not a curated record. The transcript has 7 exons. Bases 179 to 478 code for a protein of 99 amino acids.